AUCGAUUCCAUCUUCCCAACGCCAAAAGCGUGAAAUGCCUGCCCAAUUUCUUCUUCGCCGCCCAGUACUGUGGCCGGUAAAGCUCCUCCCACGAAUCCUUUGUGCGACGGCCCCCAACUCGACCCUGAGGAUGCUCUCAACACACCCUCCGAAGUCGGAAGACGAGGACGCGAUAUUCGCUGCCGGGGUCGAGGAGGUGAAAAAGUGGUGGGCGGAACCCCGAUGGAAAGGGAUUGUUCGGCCCUACUCUACCGAGGACAUUGUUAGCAAGCGAGGCACGCUGAAGCAGCAUUACCCGAGCUCGCAGACGGCCAGGAAGUUGUUUGAGUUGCUGAAUGAGCGGGCGGCGCAGGGGUUGCCGGUGCAUACUAUGGGCGCUAUUGAUCCCGUACAAAUGACCCAGCAAGCACCGCAUCUUGAAGCGCUAUACGUGAGCGGGUGGGCUUGUUCUAGUGUUCUCACAACCACGAAUGAGGUAUCACCGGACCUUGGGGAUUACCCGUACAAUACCGUACCGAAUCAAGUCCAACGACUAUUCAAAGCCCAGCAACUCCACGACCGAAAGCACUAUGACGAACGCCGGAGCAUGACACCACAGCAGCGCAAGGAGAAACCGUGGGUAGACUACCUCCGCCCGAUAAUCGCGGACGGGGACACGGGACAUGGUGGACUAUCCGCUGUGAUGAAGCUGGCGAAGCUCUUCGCCGAGAAUGGGGCCGCAGCGAUACACCUGGAGGACCAGAUGCACGGUGGCAAGAAGUGCGGGCACCUGUCGGGCAAAGUCCUCGUGCCCAUCAGCGAGCAUAUCAACCGACUCAUCGCGACGCGCUUCCAGUGGGACCUGAUGGGCGUGGAGAACCUCUUGAUCGCGCGAACGGACAGUGAGAGUGGAAAGCUCAUCAGCAGCACCGUCGACACCCGCGACCACCAAUUCAUCCUAGGCACAACCGCCCAGACCACUCCUCUCAGCGAAGUCCUCCAAAACCUCGAAUCCACCGGCGCCCCGACAGAAGCCCUGGAAAGGGCGGAGGCAGCCUGGUUCGCACGGCACGAAUUGACGACCUUCGAUGAUGCCGUCAAGUCCGAACUCGCCAAGCUCCCCAACGCCCAGGCCAAGAUGGAAGAAUACAUGCAGCACGCAUCAACCCGCAGCAACACUGUCGCGCGGGAACACGCGCGCGCACUUCUCGGCCACGAGAUAUUCUUCUCCUGGGACCUCCCUCGCACGCGGGAAGGCUACUACCAUUACUCCGCCGGCCUCCCCGCUGCCAUAAAGCGCGCACAGGCCUUCGCACCCUACUCCGACCUCCUCUGGCUGGAGACCAAACGUCCAUCGCUCACGCAAGCAACAUCCUUCGCCCGCACCCUCCUGCGCACCCCUUCCUCCCCGUCCGCAGGCAAACACCUAGUCUACAACCUCUCGCCCAGCUUCAAUUGGCUAGCGGAGGGCUUCACUCCGGAGCAGUUGAAGUCCUUCAUCUGGGACUUGGCGAAGGAGGGCUUCGUGUUGCAAAUCGUGUCCCUCGCAGGAUUACACUCGGGUGCCCUCGCUACCUGCAAACUCGCCACGCGGUUCAAAGAUGAGGGCAUGCUCGCGUACGUCGACCUCGUGCAGAGGCGCGAGAAGGAGAUUGGGUGCGACGUGCUCACGCAUCAGAAAUGGAGUGGAGCGAAUUACUUGGAUGGGGUGUUGCAGGCCGUGGCUAGCUCCUCAGCGACCAGCGCGGUUGGGGGGGAUAGCACUGAGCAUGGAUUUUAGAUUGGGGGGGGACGUUGUGCAGCAUAUCAUACCUUUGUGUUUUUUUUAAAAAUUUUUCCUAUACUUAUUACUCUUCGGAAAGGUGUUUGAUGGCGUCGAAACGAUGUUGAAAAGGUAUGAUAUGGGGAUGUGGUUUAGUGGUAUAAUACCUCUUUAGCAUAGAGGUGGUCCGGCGUUCGAUUCGCCGCAUCUCCAUUCCUUUUUUUCCUUCCCUCUUUACCUUCCAUACUUCUCCCAUAGAUUGAGCUAGGUGAAUGGAGGAUUUCAAUCGCAUGGACUCUCUGCCGUCUCUCACUUGACCGCCAAUCUGAUAGCUUACUCCUGUACUGCAUUGUAAAUCUGCGGUCGUAGAAUAAGAAAUCGUAGGUUACAACUUUA
Molecule: messenger RNA, 2137 nt
Organism: Tuber melanosporum (Perigord truffle)
Lineage: Eukaryota; Fungi; Ascomycota; Pezizomycetes; Pezizales; Tuberaceae
Exons: 2
Coding region: 131-1759 (542 amino acids)
Cellular component (GO): mitochondrial matrix
Molecular function (GO): isocitrate lyase activity; methylisocitrate lyase activity
Source: RefSeq, a predicted model, not a curated record